CACACACCGAGCGCGGCGUUUCCACCUCCAGCCUCCUUCAUCCCACUUGCAGAACUUCUCUUCUGUCUGCUGACAACUUUGCUUCGUCGCCUUUGUUCGUCUUUAUCCAUUUUCCGUCAGCUUCUUUCGUGACCCGUUCGUUUCCCCGCUGAUCGACUGCUGUCGUUGUUUCGCUGGGGUGUUCCAAGCCCGUCCAUCUACCCAUCGCGCCUCCAGGCCCUGUAUCACUAGUCGCAAUUAUCUAUCGCUUUGCCUUAUCUGAGCUUCCGAGGGUUCGUUCACGCAACCCCUCUACCGAGCAGGCUCCGGCCAUCUCCGCAGCCUUUCCUCCGAGGACGAAGCUGUAAGGCUCGGAGCUUUGUACCCUCUCCGCGUCGUCUGGCCGAACUCGAGAUCGUAUCAGCUACAUUGCGAGCUACAAGCGACACGGUUUAGAGUACUCCAUCGGACAAUCCCAGCAACAUUCGGUAGCAAUGGCUGCCAAGAACCCCUUCGGGUUCACGACGGGCCCGGUCACCUUCUGGCUGAUUGUCGUCUACGCAGCUUUCCUCAUUCCCCUCGUCUGGAUUCACGAAUCCGUGCCGUCCGUUUCUAGCCACACUCCCUACACUGGCGUCAACGUAACCGAGGCCUGGCAGGACUUGACGCACAUCACCAAGAACUACCACCCGUACAACAGCCGUGCCAACGAUGAGUUGGGCGCAUACCUCUUGACCCGGAUCGAGGAGAUCUUGAAACGCAACAAAGUCGAAUACUCCAAGGAAACGGAUGCUGGCGGCAUCGUCUGGCCCCAAGACGUACAUGACACACCAGCUCUUCCACGCAAAGAUGCCGUUGAGCGUGCUUCAACUGGCCCUCUCGUGACCGUCUUCGACGACAUAAUCUCAAACGUCACCUACGCUGGCACCUCUGGCCCACUUGGUCAGCCUGGAUCUUCUACCCAUGCAACCUACUUUGAGGGCACGAACAAGCUUGUAUACAUCCGCGGCACAGAAGACGAGGAUGGUGAAUGGUGGAAGAACAAGCGUGAUUCUCGCAACAUUGGCCAGGGCGGCGUUCUCGUCAAUGCUCACUACGACUCAGUCUCCACCGGCUAUGGAGCCACUGACGACGGCAUGGGGUGUGUGAGCGUUCUUCAGAUGCUCAACUACUUCACUUCUCCUGGCCAGCAGCCCAAACGUGGAAUUGUGCUGUUGCUCAACAACGGCGAAGAGGAUGGCCUCUAUGGAGCCAGGGCCUACCACUACAGUCCUCUCUACUACUUCACCACCUCUUUCGUGAAUCUCGAGGGUGCAGGUGCGGGUGGUCGAGCCAUCCUGUUCCGGACCACUGAUUUGGAGGUGUCCAAGGCUUACGCACAUGCUCCUCAUCCAUUUGGGUCAGUUGUUGCUGCGGACGGAUUCAAGCUUAGAGCGAUUAAGAGCGAAACGGAUUACAAGGUGUGGGUCGAGAACUUUGGUCAGCGUGGCCUCGACAUUGCAUUCUACCGGCCCCGAGCGCGGUAUCAUACUAACCAAGACGACGCUCGGCAUGCCUCGCAAGACAGCCUUUGGCACAUGCUUUCCAACGGCUUGGCUGCUGUGGACUCUCUUCAAAAGACUUCCGGCUCCUUCACUGGUAAACGCAAUGAUGGAGACAAGAAGAAGGUUUCGAGCGGUUCCGGUACCGAGGGCGUGUGGUUCGAUAUGUUUGGAAAAGGAUUCGCGACUCUUGAGCUUCGUGGUCUCUUCGCGUGGACCUUGACCCUGCUCAUCGUGUCUCCCUUGAUUUUGGUCCUCAUCACCUACAUCCUGUCGAGACAGGACAAGUACUACUUCUUUUCGAGGAAGGUCAAGCUCGAUAUCGACGAGUCGGUUCCUCUUGGAGGCUGGAAGGGGUUCUUCCGUUUCCCCUUGGCUCUGCUUUUCUCGGGCGCGAUUACCGUUCUAUGUGCCCUUUUAGUUCGGAGACUCAACCCUGAGAUUGUUUCCAGCAGUCCCUACGCAGUCUGGGCAAUGACCUUGUCUGUGUUCUUUCUGGUUUUCUGGACAAUCUCGCGAGGCGCCAAUGCUGUCAGGCCGAGCGCUCUUCAACGAGGCUAUGCCCACAUUUGGCUCUUCAUCAUGAGCUGGGCUGUUCUCGUUGCUGUUACCACCGCAGCCGACAGGUUCCAAAUUGCUUCGGGAUAUCUCUUUGCAUUCUUCCAUUCGGCUGUCUUUGUGGCGACGCUCAUCACUCUCUGCGACCUUUUCGCGCUCCCAAGCAAGCAAGCCUACGCAGAGACGGCCCACGAUGAUCAGCAGUCCAGGGAUAACAUAUCAGAGGUUCCGAACUCUGACGCUUUGAUCUCUCCUAGCCCGCACGAGGAGGGCACCACAGAAGAGCCCACGGAAACAACGCCGCUUAGGAGUGGCGAAAAUGGCAGUGGAAACAAUGGCACAAUUCGGACAACAUUCGCAACAACCUAUCGACGCUCGCUGUCGGCCAUCAUGUCUAACCCAGACGACGAUGAGGAGAUUAAGGAAACAAAAGAGAAUCAGCCUUACGAAAGAGAACAACCGUGGUCAGCGAAGCUCCCAUCCUGGACCUGGUUCUUCCAACUCCUUCUGCUUGCCCCGAUUACCAUUAUCGUCUUCCUCCAAGUGGCUCUGUUCAUCACCUCAGCCAUGCAGUCCAUUGGUGCCGAUGGCGUGGAUCCUUUGCUGCUCUAUACCGCGAUCGCCGUCUUCAGUAUCAUGAUUUCUCUACCUCUUACCCCAUUCAUACACAGGACAAGCUCUUACGUGCCGCUGGCCUUGUUGUUCAUUUUCCUCAUCAGUCUGAUCUACAACUUGGUCGCCUUUCCGUUCUCCGCGGACAACCGCUACAAGGUCAAGUUCAUACAGCGCCUUGACCUGGAUCACGGGAACUCUUCGGUUUCGAUUCUCGGCAUGCAGAAGUACGCCCGCAAAAUGAUCAACGAGUUGCCAUCUGCAGCAGGUCGGGAAGUCAUCUGCACACCAUCUUCUGGCUCGCUGUCUGAUUGUCGGUUUGAUGGAUCUGCGGUAUUGCCCAGACUGCCAGAGCUUAAGAGCACCAUCUCUUCUGAGUUCUCGUUUUCGAAGGAUCCGUACGCACAACUUGUAACUGUUAACAUCACUUACUCGAACUCGACCAACGAGUAUGAGCUUUGCAUUGACGCCCCAGAGUCAAAGCAAUGCAUUCUCCAAUUCGACGACCCCAUGACGUUUAGCGUCCAGGAAAGCGCCGGUCUCGAUUCCCUCUUCAGUACGCCUACUGAAGGUGGAAUCAACGGCAUCACGCUCUGGCGGAGGGACUCGUCCAUCCCGUGGAUGGUGGACGUCAAGCCAGCCGCAAAACCCUCGCUGGCUAUAUCCACGGGUUCGGUUCCUUGGAAGUUUUCCAAGGAACACGAGGAACUUCGGAUUCGUCGGAUUCAAAAGCCUACGGAUUUCAGCGGAACAAUCUCAUGCUCUUGGAGUGAUGCUAACGUUCGCGGGACAAUCCCUGCCUUGGACGAAGCUUUGCAAUAUGCCCCCGACUGGAUUGCCGUCACAAAGCAGGACGUCGGCCUGGUCAAGGCAUACAAACGCUUCAAGGCCUGAGCGGACAGUCGUAAUACUUCCUUGACGGCUUCGAUGAAAUUGAUCUCACUAUCUUUGGUGGGUUUGUAGGAGCGGACGCGAGAGUCCAUGGCUAGGGCCGUACAUGGAGGCCACGAGCCCUUGGGAAGCUGGAAUAGUGUUUUGUUUCAUUGCGGUUGGCGACUUGACCUUUGUUCAUUGGACGGCGUUUUCGAGAGGUAUUUUUCCACUUUAGCAUGCGAUCAUGGGGUGGGGUACAGCAUAAUCACCGGUGGCUAGGCUGCGGACGGGUAACGAAAGCAUGCGUAAUAGGUAUCAAUUUCAAAGUAUCAUUCGAGAAA
This is a messenger RNA of Colletotrichum phormii, 3904 nucleotides long. RefSeq names its product putative zinc metalloprotease. The record is from RefSeq and is a predicted model, not a curated record. Lineage: Eukaryota; Fungi; Ascomycota; Sordariomycetes; Glomerellales; Glomerellaceae. The transcript is spliced from 4 exons. Gene Ontology annotation, biological process: proteolysis. The coding region runs from base 474 to 3584 and encodes 1036 amino acids. Gene Ontology annotation, molecular function: metalloexopeptidase activity.